GGGGGCGCGGCGCGCGCGGCCCCUCCCCCUGCCCAGCUCGGGGCAGGCGCCCGUAGCCGCCGGACUUCCCGCGUCGGCCGGGGAGAUGCGGCCGCCGCUCGGGCUCCUUGCAGGUUUCUAGCCAGCAGAAUGCUGGACCCAGAGGCCGGCGGGGAGCAGCUGUCAGGAUGGCCGAGUGGGACGCCAGCCUGGACCACAUCAUCCCAUCCUCUGUUCUUCCUCCCUUCUGGGCGAAGUUCCUCGUGGGUUUUGCUUCCCUCAUGUGUUUUGCCCGGAGCUACGAUGGAGACUUUGUCUUUGAUGACUCUGAAGCCAUUGUUAACAAUAAGGACCUCCGCGCGGAGACGCCUCUGGGGGACCUGUGGCAUCAUGACUUCUGGGGCAGCCGGCUGAGCAGUAACACUAGCCACAAGUCCUACCGCCCCCUGACCGUGCUGACCUUCAGGAUGAACUACUACUUGUCGGGAGGCUUCCACCCCGCGAGCUUCCACGCGGUCAACAUCGCCCUGCACGGCGGCGUGUCCGUGCUCCUGGUGGACGUCUUCUCCGUGCUCUUCGGGGGCCUGCAGUACUCGAGCAAGGGCCGGCGGCUGCACCUGGCCCCCAGGUCGUCCCUGCUGGCCGCCCUGCUGUUUGCCGUGCACCCAGUGCACACGGAGUGUGUUGCUGGUGUCGUUGGCCGUGCAGACCUCCUGGGUGCCCUGUUUUUUCUGCUGUCUUUCCUUGGCUACUGUAAAGCGUUCAGAGAAACUAACAAGGAGAGGACCCACUCCACAUUCUGGGUGUUGCUGAGCAUCCUCCUGGGAGCAGUGGCCAUGCUGUGCAAAGAGCAAGGGAUCACCGUGCUGGGUCUCAAUGCCGUCUUCGACAUCUUGGUGAUAGGCAAAUUAAAUGUCCUGGAAAUUGUCCAGAAGGUCCUCCGUAAAGACAGAUCAUUAGAGAGCCCUGGCGUGCUCCGGACGGGGGGCCUCCUCUUCAGAAUGACCCUCCUGGCUUUGGGGGGAGCCGGGGUGCUGUAUGUGCGCUGGAAGAUCAUGGGCACUGGCCCGCCUGCCUUCACCGAGGUGGACAACCCCGCCUCCUUCGCCGACAGCAUGCUAGUCAGGGCCAUAAACUAUAAUUACUACUAUUCAUUGAAUGCCUGGCUGCUGCUGUGCCCUUGGUGGCUGUGUUUUGAUUGGUCGAUGGGUUGCAUCCCCCUCAUUAAGUCCGUCGGGGACUGGAGGGUAAUUGCUCUAGCAGCACUCUGGUUCUGCCUAAUUGGCCUGAUAUGUCAAGCCCUAUGCUCUGAAGACAGCCACAAGAGAAGGAUCCUCACGCUGGGCCUGGGAUUCCUCAUUAUCCCGUUUCUUCCUGCGAGUAACCUGUUCUUCCGAGUGGGCUUUGUGGUGGCCGAGAGGGUCUUGUACCUCCCCAGUGCCGGCUACUGCAUGCUGCUGACGUUUGGACUCGCAGCGCUCAGUAAACAUACCAAGAGAAAGAAACUGAUCGCUGCUCUCAUCCUGGGAAUUUUAUUCCUAAACAUGCUGAGAUGCGUGGUUCGCAGCGGUGAGUGGCGGAACGAAGACCAGCUUUUCCGAAGCGCCCUGUCUGUGUGCCCUCUCAAUGCCAAGGUUCACUACAACGUUGGCAAAAACCUGGCUGAUAAAGGCAAUCAGACUGCGGCCAUCAGAUAUUACCGGGAAGCGGUGAGAUUAAAUCCCAAGUACGUCCAUGCCAUGAAUAACCUGGGAAACAUCCUGAAAGAAAGGAACGAGCUUCAGGAAGCGGAGGAGCUGCUGUCUUUGGCUGUACAGAUACAGCCAGACUUCGCUGCCGCAUGGAUGAAUUUAGGCAUCGUACAAAACAGCCUGAAGCGGUUCCAAGCCGCUGAGCAAAGUUACCGGACGGCGAUCAAGCACCGGAGGAAAUACCCAGAUUGUUACUACAACCUGGGGCGUUUGUACGCAGAUCUAAAUCGUCACGUGGAUGCACUGAACGCGUGGAGGAACGCUACCAUGCUGAAGCCAGAGCACAGCCUGGCCUGGAAUAACAUGAUCAUACUCCUCGAUAACACAGGUAAUUUAGCCCAAGCUGAAGCUGUUGGCAGAGAGGCACUGGAAUUAAUACCUAACGACCACUCUCUGAUGUUCUCCUUGGCAAACGUGCUGGGGAAGUCCCAGAAAUACAAGGAGUCCGAAGCUUUGUUCCUCAGAGCAAUUAAGGCUCAUCCAAAUACGGCAAGUUACCAUGGCAAUUUGGCUGUGCUGUAUCAUCGUUGGGGCCAUCUAGACUUGGCCAAAAAACACUACGAGAUCUCUCUGCGGCUUGACCCAACAGCAUCGGGAACUAGGGAAAAUUAUGGUCUUCUAAGAAGAAAGCUGGAACAAAUGCAAAAGAAAAACGUCUGAUCCUUUUUCCUUCAUUUUCUGAGUUUGUGUGUGUGUGUGUGUGCAUGAGGCAGAUUGUCCAUAUCUCGUGCUUGCGUUUAACCAUUUAAAGUCCUACAUGUCCUUUAUUGUUUUUUUUUCCUGUGAAAACAAAACAUGCAAAAAGAUUAUAGCACCAGCAAUUUACUCUUGAAUGCUUGAUGUGGUUUUUGCAUCGAAAUUGUAUUUUUUCAGACAACUCAAACAUAACUUCUGAAAUUCCAAGGGUAAAGUCUUUUUUAAUUAAAAAGAAAAAGAGAAAAAAAUUAUCUUGAGCGACUUACAGCAGAAUUAAACCUGCAUUUGGAAUGAGUCGUGUUGCAUAGAUACUCAUACUAUUAAACAUCAACUGUGAACAGAAAGUGACAUACUGACUCCUAUACUUUAUGUAAAUAUCUUGUGUGUCUGUAUAUUAGAAUUUUUAUUUAAUGAUGAGUAAAUUAAGAUUUUUGGCUUUUUCAUUUUUUUCCAAACAAUAUGCUAUGUACUUCAUUUGUAAGGAAAUAUUUAUUUGUAUUUUUAUGUUUUGAACAGGGCAAAUAAUUGAAUGAAGAGUGGAAAUUUUAACAUCUGGUAUAUUUACACUUUUUCCAUAGGAAGAAAUUCACUCCUACAAUAUUUUUUGGAUUCUUCAACUUGUGCUAUUGGUAGCAUGCAAAAUUGUGUAGUGUUCCACAUAAACUGUCACUCUUAAUAGAAAAUUGAAGCUAUGCUUUAGACAAAAACAGGCAGCCUGAUGUCUUUAUUUUUGUUAUAUCCAGUAUUAAGAGGGCUACACAUCUAUGUAAGUUGCGUUUUUAUAUGUUUAGCUGGAAAGCAGUUUUCCAUUUAGCUUCAUAGAACCAUAGAUUUUGAGAUCCUCAGAAGAGAAAAUGCUGUUUCAAAUGCUGCUCCAAAAAAUGCAAGAGGUAAACUUCCUCUCAAAAGGAACCACAUUUGAGAAGUUUGUGAUAUUUUUAAGAAUUGGAUUAUUUAUCCUGUUUUAUUGGGUCAGAAUAAUCAUAUUCAUUUUGUUUUAUUCUUCUAUAUUUGCUGUUGACCUAAUGAUUUAUGCGAUCUAUGUAAUUUCUUAUGCAGUGAAAUUAUUACACAAACCAGUAUAAAAGUGUCAUAUUGCCUCCUUAAUAGAUGAUUUUUCAAGUUGCUUGGUUGGCCAAAUGUUUGUUUGGGUUUUUCCUUAAGAUGUUAUGGGCAUUUUGGGCGCCCAAAACAUUUUGGGCGACCCAAUAUUUGACUCUUUGUCUUCUUUCCUUAAACUGAAAUCAAAGUGACCAAUUCAUUCUUUCUAGAAUUUGGCUUCUAUUUGGGUUUUGUUGUUGUUUAGUCACUAAGUUGUGUACAACUCUUUUUCGACCCCAUGGACUGUAACCCACCAGGCUCCUCUAUCCAUGGGCUUUCCCCGGCAAGAAUACUGGUGUGGGUUGCCAUUUCCUCCUCCACUAUUUGGUUUUAGGCACUGCUUAAUAGAGUCAUCCAGGUUCAACCAACAGGCUGAGUAGAUAUCACAUUGAGAUGAAUUUGACUGUCUAACACUCGCUUGUGAGGAGUGGGGUCCACGGCAGACCAGCAUAGAGUUGUAAAUCGUAACCUACGAGAUUUUGAGAUCCUCAGAAGAGAAAAUGCUGUUUCAAACCUUUCAGAAAUGGUCCCAAAACAACAAUAACAGUUUAUAGAGCUCUUAAGAGCAGGAGCUGCCUUAUUGUUCAUUAUGUUCCUAUAGUGCUUAGCUUGGGAGAUAAUAGAUGUACUAUAUGCUUGUUGAUUUUUUUUUUAAUUUCUUUCUUUAAAACAGUGCUUGUCUUUUGAGAGUAAAGGAAAAACAUUUCUUAUAAGAGCCUAUUCGUGAUUUUUUUUUUCUUUUGUACUGAUACUAAAACUUGUGUCAAAUCAAGACACCCUGCCUGUAGCAUGAACCCCCCUAGCUGUCACUGCUCCAUCUCAGGAUUUCCAUCAUAGCUGCCAUCUGCCCAGAGAAAACAGUCAUUCGCCUGAUUGACAUUUCAUGGAGCCUUUUAUCGCGGCAGAUUUUGGAAGUGGGCCAUGCUGUUCCUCUCUUCUUCCUCCUCCUUUCCUUCUUAAGGCAGCCACCUUCUUUAUUUCUUAGAUUUCCCUUCUAACAAGACUGAAGUGGAGAUCUGUCUCCCGGUUCCCCCUCGUUUUUGGUAUUUUUCUUAAACUUGUGUUUUUAUUGCUCAAUCAUGGUUUGGGAUUCAGUUGGGAGUGCGGGCGGUAUGAGAACAAGCAUAGGGAUCGUUGCCAGUUUGGGAAAUCUGAGAGUCCGAAUAAUUCUUCUUCACCUCCCUGAUAGUAAACGUCACGAAACCCUGGAAGAUAGUUUGGGGCUAUUUUUUAUUUCUCUGUACAUCUCUUCCCCAUUAAAUGCAGUGUUACAUUUAUUUCUUAGGACCUGCACCAUGUAGAUGUAGCCCACUAUGCAUUCACAGGGCUCUUUGGGUUUCUGAUUCUAUCAUAUUUCUGAAGUGUGGUCUUUCCAUUUUAUUUAAGAUGAAUGAGCUUAAAUAUCACAGAAUAGACAAAGCCCCAGAGUAAAGCAUUGGACAUGUAUGUUCAUAUUCACACCUAUUGGACUUUGAGGUGAAAAAAACUAUACUUCGUUCUUGGCUCUAGGGCUUUGAUGCCACAGGCAAGUCAUUUAGCAUUUGCUUCAACUCCAGUUUCCCAUCUGUAAUGUGGGCAUAAUAAGACCUCCCUCCCAGUAAUGAGGUGCUUGACUCAGUACUUGCCUUAAAUGAUAGACUAGACUUGGAGGAAGGUAUAGAUUUCUCAGCAGACAGGUUUGAUCUGUCUGUCAUGAUUGCAUGGUUACCAAAUAGCCAUAGCUGGUGGGGGAAAAUUAUUUUUCUCUCUUGACUAAUUGAAGCUAAUAAAUGUUGAAAGAAUGGCAAUUAGAAAACCAUUCUUUUUUUUUUUUCCGUCCCCAGUGAAUUAAUUGAUUGCAGAAAAGAUCAGCAGUUAAUAAAAUCAUUAGAUGAAAGAUCAGUGGAAAACUUUUUAGUGGAGGGGAGAGCUGUGUGAUUUUAUCACAGGUAGAUUUGUGAGGUCACUGCAGUCAAUUAGAGACCCCUGGAUUGCAAGGAGAUCAAGCCAGUCCAUCCUAAAGGAAAUCAAUCCUGAAUAUUCACUGAAAGGACCGAUGCUGAAGCUGAAGCUCCAAUACUUUGGCUACCUGAUAUGAAGAGCUGACUCAUUGGAAAAGACCCUGAGGCUGGGAAAGGUUGAAGGUGGGAGGAGAAGGGGAUGACAGAGGAUGAGAUGGUUGGAUUGGCAUCACUGACUCAAUGGACAUGAGUUUGAGCACGCUCCGAGAGAAAGUGCAUGACACGGAAGUCUGGUGUGCUACGGUCCGUGGGGCUUCAGAGUCAGACACAACUGAGCAACUGAACAACAGUCAAGAUACACAAGAGUCCCAUCACAAGGAUCCCUCGUACUACAUCUAUGCUAUUCUCUUUUUCAAGAUAUCUUCUUGAGCACAGACUGUGCACUGGCAGUGUGUUUGCUGCUGAGGAUAUGAUGAAUGCUCACAGGUGAUUCCUGCCCUGUGGAGCUUACAAUCCAGGUUACUUCAACCCUUGCUGUGUGUGCAGGUUGGGCUUGCUGGUGUAGACAUCAGGGACUGAGCAUUGUUACCAGCCCCCCCUUGCAGGGGCCUCUUUGGGGCUGUCCUUUGUAAAUUGCAGCAUCAUUUUAAAUAACUUUUCUUUCUAAAUAAAGGAACAUGUGUGACAUCACAGAUUCAUCUUUCUU
Molecule: messenger RNA, 6173 nt
Organism: Dama dama (fallow deer)
Lineage: Eukaryota; Metazoa; Chordata; Mammalia; Artiodactyla; Cervidae
Gene: TMTC4
Product: transmembrane O-mannosyltransferase targeting cadherins 4
Exons: 18
Coding region: 168-2390 (740 amino acids)
Biological process (GO): protein O-linked glycosylation via mannose; endoplasmic reticulum unfolded protein response
Cellular component (GO): endoplasmic reticulum
Molecular function (GO): protein binding; mannosyltransferase activity
Source: RefSeq, a predicted model, not a curated record